Molecule: messenger RNA, 926 nt
Organism: Eruca vesicaria subsp. sativa (arugula)
Lineage: Eukaryota; Viridiplantae; Streptophyta; Magnoliopsida; Brassicales; Brassicaceae
Source: the annotation of a GenBank genome assembly
AUGAAUUCUAAUAUUAGUGGUCAUUCUCCUUUUGCAAACUCCUCCUCUUCUUCUUCGUCAUCCGAAUUUGAUGAAUGGUUAAAAGAUGAGAUUGAAGCAAUGGAGAUUGAAGAACGAAUCUUAAUCAACGUAAUAGCACAAAAUAACUAUCUCAUUCACCACCUCAUCCAACAAAACGACCAGGCAACAAUGGCGGAAUCUCCGGAACAGGUAAACCUAAUCCCAAUCGAAGCAACAUCUGAAAGCUUCGCAGAUUAUGGUCAAGUCAUCGAAGCCUCCUCAGACGGUGAUCACUUUGGUCCUAACGAUGCUCAGUUAGAUCUCUCCAGAGGAAUCCCACGAUUCUAUAUCAUGCGGCUCAAAGACCGUUCCUUUGGCUUCUCCACCAUCACUCACCACGCAAACGUGACACAGUGUUUGGGAUCUAUAGGAGGUCACGUUUGGUACCUUGGUGUAGCUAAGCCAUCUCUUAUUGAAGAUGUUGAUAGAGAACGUGUUGUUGGAGGUAAUGUUGAAUCUGGUUCCAAUGGUCACUUGUACGCGCUUCCUGCGGUUGAGGAUGUGCGCGUCUUCAGGUUUUCAGGACCGAAGUUUGUUAAACUGAACCGUGGUACGUGGCAUGCUGGACCGUUGUUCAGUGAGAGCUCCAUGGACUUCUACAACUUGGAGCUUAGCAACACAAAUGAGGUGGAUCACACGACACAUGAUUUCAAGAAGAAGAAUGGUAUCAUCUUCCGGUUUAACUGAUCUCAAAGAGGAUAGCACAUCCUCUAAGUCAUAAUCCUAUAUAUGAUAGAUCAGUGUGGUUCUGUUUUCAUGUCUUAUAAGCAAAUAUGAUGAGAAACGUUUUCUUUCUUAUAUUCACUGUGUUCUGUGUACAAAUUGUAACUUCUCUAAAUCUGUUCAAUCUAUUCACUUACUAACCA